Messenger RNA from Acanthisitta chloris (rifleman), 1646 nucleotides. It is a transcript of the gene KHDC4, whose product is annotated as KIAA0907 ortholog. Gene Ontology annotation, cellular component: nucleus. The annotation marks the transcript as partial. Lineage: Eukaryota; Metazoa; Chordata; Aves; Passeriformes; Acanthisittidae. The transcript is spliced from 13 exons. Gene Ontology annotation, molecular function: RNA binding. The record is from RefSeq and is a predicted model, not a curated record.
AAGAUUAACGCCAUGUUGAUGGCUAAAGGGAAGCUCAAGCCUGCGCCUAGCACGGCCGAUAAGCUGCAGGCUCUUGGGAAAGGUCCAGCUGCCAGUAAAAGCAAAGAUGACCUCGUGGUGGCAGAGGUGGAGAUCAAUGAUGUUCCCCUGACGUGCAGGAACCUGCUGACCAGAGGGCAAACCCAGGACGAGAUAAGUCGCCUGAGCGGAGCAGCUGUGUCCACUCGAGGAAGGUUCAUGACUGCAGAAGAGAAAGCCAAAGUGGGACCUGGAGAUCGUCCUCUGUACCUCCAUGUCCAGGGACAGACACGGGAACUGGUGGACAGAGCUGUUAACAGAAUCAAAGAGAUAAUCACUAAUGGAGUGGUUAAAGCAGCCACAGGCUCCAGUCCCACCUUCAAUGGAGCUACGGUCACUGUGUACCACCAGCCAGCUCCCAUCACCCAGAUGUCUCCAGCUGUUGGCCAAAAACCUCCAUUCCAGUCAGGGAUGCAUUAUGUCCAGGACAAAUUAUUUGUGGGGCUGGAACAUGCUGUUCCUACCUUUAACGUGAAGGAGAAGGUGGAAGGACCUGGUUGUUCCUACUUGCAGCACAUCCAGAUUGAAACAGGUGCCAAAGUUUUUCUUCGAGGGAAAGGCUCAGGGUGCAUAGAACCAGCAUCAGGCAGAGAAGCUUUUGAGCCCAUGUACAUCUACAUCAGCCACCCAAAGCCAGAAGGUUUGGCAGCUGCUAAAAAGCUGUGUGAGAACCUCUUGCAAACUGUUCAUGCAGAAUACUCAAGAUUUGUGAACCAGAUAACCACUGCAGUUCCCUUGGCAGGCUUCACCCAACCUGCCACAAUCAACAGUGUCCCUUCCCAGCCUUCCUAUUACCCUUCCAAUGGGUACCAGUCUGGCUAUCCUGUGGUUCCUCCUCCUCAGCAGCCUGUUCAGCCACCCUAUGCAGUCCCAGGCAUAGUCCCACCUGCAGUGCCCUUGGCCCCUGGAGUCCUGCCCACACUUCCUGCAGCAGUUCCACCUGUUCCCACCCAGUAUCCAAUACCUCAGGUCCAACCUCCAGCCAGCACUGGACAGAGUCCUCUGAGUGCUCCUUUCCUUCCUGCUGCCCCAGUCAAAACCACUCUGCCCACUGGUACACAGCCACAGGUCCAAGCCCAUCCCCAGGGCCAAAAGCGACGCUUCACCGAGGAGCUCCCAGAUGAGAGAGAGUCAGGACUGCUGGGAUACCAGCAUGGACCCAUUCAUAUGACUAAUUUAGGUACAGGCUUCUCCGGGCCGGGCGGCGCGCAGGGGGCAGGGCCGAAGGCAGCCGGUCCCUCGGGAAAGGAGAGGGAGAGGGACAGGCAGUUGAUGCCUCCACCAGCUUUUCCUGUCACUGGGAUGAAAUCAGACUCGGAAGAAAGAAAAGGUGUGGGGUCUUUACCAGGCAACCAUGAUCAUCAAGCCAAGAAGAUGAAGACAGCAGAGAAGGGAUUUGGCCUAGUGGCUUAUGCAGGAGAUUCAUCAGAUGAAGAGGAAGAACACGGUGGCCACAAAAACGCAAGUACCUUUCCACAGGGCUGGAGUUUGGGGUACCAGUACCCUUCCUCCCAACAAAGAGCUAAGCAACAGAUGCCAUUCUGGAUGGCACCAUAAAAGCUGCAGAA